AUGCUCAUCUACCUGACCACAGUUCCGCAGCAGAUGGAGGUCCCCUUGGCGGAAGAGGCGAUAGCAGAGUCGACGUUGAGAGGCGUCGAGGAGAGCAGUAUCAGCAGGCGGCAUAGGGGCUGUAGCCCCCAACAGCUCAUCUUCAUCCGUCUCGACCUCUUCCUCCGAUGGAGGCCGUGUAUUGAUCCAAGACAAGAAUCCAAGUCCCGGGCGAAGCCGGGUAGUAAGCUUCCCUCCUUCCGUCACGGUGUCAACAUUAUCAACGAAUCCUUAGGGGCGUGCUUCUACCUGGAGAAUCAGUUCAAGGCACAGGGCACAAAACUGAUGCCAGAUGGAGCAGCAGAGCAGGCCUUGGUUCUGCAGCGCACAUUUGAGGUCCUCACCUUGCAACAGAAAUCUGGGGAUGUCAUCUACUACAACUGGCGCAUUCCAGUGCAGGAGCGGCACAACUCUGCUCUGAAACGAAAUACUGAGGCAUUGGCAAAGGAGCUGUUGCUAUGGGAGGGGUAUCUUGCCAAGAUGGGCCCAGGUUCCUACAUUGCUGGAAAAGCCUUCACCAUCGCUGAUGCUGCCUUCUUUCCUACCCUUGCUUACUGCUUCAGAUUUGGACUGUCUGCAGAGAGGUACCCGAAUCUGGGUGCCUACUACAAGCUGCUGGAGCAGCGUCCGAGUGUGCAGGCGUCCUGGCCUCCACACUGGAAGGAGAAUCCACAGACACAGGAUCUUCUCAAGGAGAUAUAAACAUCCUCCACGUUGAUUUAGCCUGUACUCAAGUGGGGUUUUGACUUCUAUUAUCUAAUAUGAUAUAAAAUGAUUUUGUAGUCUUAAAAACCAUUGUUUCAUUGCAUAGCUCUGGUUUUUUAACAAAAGCUAAGAUCACAAUGUAUGGGAUGUAUUGUAUUGCCUUAAUGCAUUUGAAAUUAAACACCUUAAAUCUCAAAAUGCUUUAGAGCACCCCGCACCCCCCAGUUGAACUGUAUUGCCAAAUAUUUUGUUAUACACAAUACCACCACACAUCUCGCAAUAUUCCAACCCCGAGUGACAGAAAAGAUCACGCUGGAAAAGCUCACGCGAGAAAUAAGAAAUUUCAAAUUAUUCCCCAAGGAAUAUCUCUCCAAAAAGAGAAAAACUUAGAAGCAGCUGAGGCGAGAUUGACCACACAUCUAUAAUCAGAAUAGCAUCGUGUCACAUGGCCAUCUUUCGAUUUAAAGCUUUCGUGACUGCAGGGAUUCAUCUUCUUGGUUCUUUCGGUAAGUCACGUGAAUGGAAAUAAUAAAAUAAUAAAAUAAACCAAUAAAAUAAUUCUCACGACGUUUCGGCCACAACGCAAGCAGCCGUCCUUUUGUCAAGGCGCCCUUCCCCCCCCCCCCUUCCAACCCAGCUUAAAUAUACGCUCCAAGCAUGGUGAUGUUUCAUUCAGACGCUGUCUCCCCGACAGACCUGGUCUUCACCUGAGGAUGGCUGCUUGCGUUGUGGCUGAAACGUCGUGAGAAUUAUUUUAUUAUGUUUUAUUUUAUUAUUUCCAUUCUACGUGACUAUACCGAUAGAACCAAGAAGACACAUGGUCAUCGUCACGUGAUUGACCACCCCACCCGCCUCAACUUGAGAACAUCCAAAUGGCCACUCGUGGGGCAGUCCUUGAUUACAAGGAACUCCUGAAACCAUCUUGAGAGAGAUUCAGAGCAACGACACAUUCAUGAGAUUCAAAGAAAGAGUUUAAAAUUAUCAAUUUUUAGGGUGAGGCGAUAGUCAUUUCAUGCCAAGAUUCUUGCCAUCGACCCUGAACCAGCUGACAAACGUUUGGCAUUUGCCAAGAUAUUUCUAAACGCAAAUGCAUUGAUCACAUAUUUGAUCAUUUAAGUGCACCGGUGGAUUAAGAAUUUCCAUAACUGAGUGAUAUUAACGUACUGCUCUUGAGCUUCAUUGGUUCGCUGCCCGAAUGAAGCUCGAAGCGGUUUGAACAACCCCGGGUUGAAGUAUGGCGCUGUUUGAACAGGUCGCGUUUAGUCUCGCCUUGUGAAGGGCGACGCGAGUGUUGCCGGUGUGAAUUCAUCUGGCAUGUGUCGUCUUACACAAAGCAGUUGUGACGGGGAUUGGACCCAAAGCUAUACACGCACAUUAAAGCCAUGUCCACAUCAGCUGUACAAUCCACGUUUUAGGAGCUCUCUUCACAGCUGGCUCAGCAAGAGAUCGAUAAGCCACGUGUAGUUAUAGCCUCGUUGUAUGAAGAAAAUUUUAAAAGUAUAUUCAUUAACUUAAAUUAUAAUUGUUGGGUUAAAAUAAAUGUGAAUCCAUGUUUGAUUCAUUGGAUAAAUGGAACUCCAUAUUUAUGCUUACAUUUGAAGUUUAUUUUGAUAAUUAAUUUGUAAAAUAGCCGUGGCAAUUUUUGGUUGAUUUACAAGAUUAAAAUACGAGGUUGGG
Lethenteron reissneri (Far Eastern brook lamprey) is the source of this 2421-nucleotide messenger RNA. Its product is annotated as glutathione S-transferase A-like. NCBI's taxonomy places the organism in Eukaryota, Metazoa, Chordata, Hyperoartia, Petromyzontiformes, Petromyzontidae. The record is from RefSeq and is a predicted model, not a curated record.